ACGGUCACGCUGUUUUGAAAUUCAGCUUUCGUAACCCGCGGCUAUCCGUGCCUUGUUGCGACAGGUAGCGGUCACUUUACGGCCUCCUCGUCAAGGUGAACGGUGAUGUACUCUUAGUGGCGUCCCCUAGCAACCGUAAACACGGCACGUGAAUGUUAAAAGGCUGCAUUCAAGCUAACUGUACACGAUGUACGGUAACACUAACCUCAAGAAGGUUACUGUCCUACAAUAGUCACACUUUCGACCUAGAGCAAGAAAUUAACUUUUAUUUUGUUAGACUAGUCCAUCACAUGAAACUUGGGAAACUAUAAAUAGGAAAUAAUCAAUUAAAGCGUAAUUUCCCCACACUGUAUGUUGUACAUCAUCCUCACAACUUGUGUUUUCUGGGUCAUUCGGGCCGAAUGCUUUCUCUUCCCUCUUUUGAAAGCAACAUUAUUCAAUUCAAAUUAUGUAGUAUAUCUCACAGCUACACAUUUGCCUCAGACAAUCUGUACAUGUACAACAUCCUCUGUCCCGGGACCUCACAUCGGAUCAUGAAAAACUCCCAAAAAACCCUUUAACGAAGAGCAACGGAGGAGCAUCCCUCUCCCCGGAUGGCCAGAAGUACAAUAGAUGUCAUGUGACAUAACAUGAUGAUUUUACUCUGUUGUAAACUAUGAUUUAAGAACCGCCUCAAACGUUGCAUAUGGGCAGCGGCAGCAGGAUGUCUGCACUCCCCGCAAAGCCCGGCCUGCGCCACAGUGUGUCCGAGUCAAACGUCAACAACCAGCAGCUGUCUGCCACGGCCCAACGGGAGCGCUUGGUUUCCAACGUGGUCCGGCAGGAGGGGAGGUCGCUCCGCAGCGAGACCGCCUGUAAGACCACCUGGGAUGAAAGCGACACCUGCCGCCGGCUGAGGGACCGGGCCUGGGAUGUGUCCCGCUGGAAAGAGGAGCUGGAAGCCUGCGCACGGAAAGUGGACGAAGAGAUGGAGGCUCUGACCCUGUCCAAAGAGCAAACCGAGCACGCGCUGGCCGCGACCUCCGUUCCCCUGGAGGUCGGCGCCGAAUGCCUGACGCUGAGGGACGGGCGGCGAGGGUACGAGCUGGCCGCCGACCCCGUGGACGAGCAGCUGAGGCGAGAGGUGGAGCUGAUCGAGAGGACGCAGCAGCUGCUGCAGCGGCACGUCGACGAGGCCUUCGAGCGCCUGUGUGUUUUGCAGGAGGCUCGGCACCAGCUGACCUCUGACCUCCAGAACAAGAUGGACGCCCUGGACAUCGACAUGUCGUGUCUGUCUCUCACUAUUAAGUCACCUCAGAUCUCCCUGAAGACCAACCCAACACGCGUGCCGUCAGGCUCCUCCAGUCCUCAGGAGUGGGUCCAGUUCAGCCAGUACAACGUGGGCCGGGCCCAGGAGGCCGUGCAGGCGUCCCAGCUGCUGAGGGAGGACAUGAGCCUCAGCAGAGCCCAGUUACACAACGAGCUGAACGCUCAGCUCCGUGCCACGGAGUUUGCUCUUCGCAAGCGGACUCACCACGAAGAGCAGGCCCGCGACGAGCUGGCCUGGCAGAUAGGAAACACCGAAGAUGAAAUGUCAGAAAUGGAGAGAGACGUCCGCGGGCUGGACGCAGACCUGCAGGGGAAGAUGGCCUCCCUGAAACUUGCUCACACGCGGCUGGAGAGCAGGACCAACAGACCCGGCAUGGACUUGUGCAGAGACGAGGUGCAGCGCGGCCUCGUGAGUGAAGUCCACCAGCUGGAGGCCACCAUCGUGGCUCUGGACCAGAAGCUGUCUGAAGCUCAGCGCUCCCUGCAGACGAUGAAGCGCCAUCAUUCCCGCAUGCUGCAGGAUCUUUCCAGGAAACAGGAAGCGCUGUCUCUGGAGCAACGGAGCAUGAACACUCGCUCCCGCCUCGCCGCAACCUCCCGCACCGAGGACCCCGCCGCCGCCGCCGCCGCCGUGCUGCUGGUUCCACUCGCCAACUCCAGUGGGCGGAGCAACCUGCAGCUGCUGGCCCAGUGAGACCAGCUGCUCUCCAUUCAUGUCUCUUAAAGUCUUACAUUAAUUAAUUAUCUAUUUAUUUAAACAAAAAGAAAGUAUUCUCCUGACCUGUCUUGACCUUUUGUGUGUUUUAAUUUGCUGUUGUGUUAAUAAUCAAUUAUGUACUUAUUCUGUGUUUAUUUAAAUGCCACACAAUAACUAUAAUGUGGAUUAUAUGCUUGUUUUCCUCCCCGUCUUAAUUAAACAUUUAGUUGUGAAAGAUAUUUCUGGCAUCUGAAUAUAUGUUCACAUGUUCAUGUUUGGGGUGGCUGUAGCUCAGUGGGGUAAGAGGGCCGUCCUGCAACCGCAAGGUUGUGGGUUCGAUCCCCGCUCUCCCCAUUAGUUGCAAGUCGAAGUGUCCUUGAGCAAGGCACUGAACCCCCAGUUGCUUCCCGGGCGCUUCACCGCAGCCCACUGCUCCUUAAUAACUAAGGAUGGGUUAAAUGCAGAGAACUAAUUUCCCCUUGGGGAUUAAUAAAAGUGUUUA
Messenger RNA from Pseudoliparis swirei, 2507 nucleotides. RefSeq names its product tektin 2 (testicular) (gene tekt2). The record is from RefSeq and is a predicted model, not a curated record. Gene Ontology annotation, biological process: cilium movement involved in cell motility; cilium assembly. The transcript is spliced from 9 exons. The coding region runs from base 686 to 2002 and encodes 438 amino acids. Gene Ontology annotation, cellular component: microtubule cytoskeleton; nucleus. Lineage: Eukaryota; Metazoa; Chordata; Actinopteri; Perciformes; Liparidae.